AUGAGACUCGGUCUUGCCUCGACCCUCGUCGCCCUCAGCGGCAGCAGCCUCGUCCUCGCCCAAAAACGCUGCGAUGCACCAUACCCCGAAGUCUACUGCAACACGACCUCGAUCCUCGCCUUCAAUUCAGACGCCUGCAAACCCUUCCACAUCUUCGUCGUGCGCGGGUCCGACGAACCGUAUCCCGGGCGUCUGGGUAACCUAACGCAGCAAGUCUGCAGCGCGAUUGGCGGCACCGCUAAGUGCGGAUACGAGGACGUCGAGUACCCCUCAAAGAGCUCCGCAUGGUCAAAGACGUCAUGGUGCGAUUCCGCCACCAAAGGCGCGAAGAACGGACAACAGCAGAUGCGCGCAUACAGCGAGAAAUGCCCGGAUAGCAAGUUAAUCGUCCUGGGGUUCUCGCAGGGCGGAUCCGUAGCGCAGGAUAUGCUGGGGGGAGGCGGCGGACCGACGUUUGAGUGCGAGCAAGGCGAUAAUCCGGGGUUAGAUGCUAGUGUUGCUCCUGGUUCAAAUGUCGUCGCAGCAGUAACUUUUGGCGCCGUCGCCCGCUCUCGCAACCAAAACUUCACCGUGGGCGGCGGAAAGGACUUUGACGGUACCCGCGCGCGCACCCCCGAGCAACUCGCAAACUUGACGCAAUACGCCGAUGUCCUCCUCGACUACUGCCACUACGGCGACCCCAUCUGCGCGGUAGGCUCCGAGCCGCAAGACGUAACCGAGCACCUCAACUACUUUGUCAAGCACAACGCCGAAGUGACAAAGUGGGUUGCCGGCAUGGCCAAGGCGAGUACCGGUGAUGUGAGUGUUCGACCCAGCAAGCCCGUUGUUGUACAGGCGGCGCCCUCGUCGACAGCACAGUCGUCGACGCAGAGUCUUGUCCCCGCGAAACCGAUUCAGACGGGGGCGCCGACGACGACAUCGACGGUCGAGCUUGCGCCUGCGGUUUUGUCGAGUAUUACUGACGGAGCCGCUGCGGCUGAACAGACUGGUGUCGCGAAUGCUGCGGCGGGUACGGUGAGGGUUGUGCUGGGGUAUUUGACCGUGUUGGGGGCUGUGGCUGUCGUGUUGGUUUGA
Molecule: messenger RNA, 1074 nt
Organism: Bipolaris zeicola 26-R-13
Lineage: Eukaryota; Fungi; Ascomycota; Dothideomycetes; Pleosporales; Pleosporaceae
Product: carbohydrate esterase family 5 protein
Exons: 2
Coding region: 1-1074 (357 amino acids)
Molecular function (GO): hydrolase activity
Source: RefSeq, a predicted model, not a curated record